UGCUAGGGAGUUUGGGCCCGCGCUGUUGGCAGCGCCGGGGCGCGGCUGGAGGCCGCGUGGCAGCAGGGAUCGCUGGCGCCUCGUGUCUCAGUCUUCCGGCGACAUGCAGCGAGUGAGCGUGCUGAGUUUUGCGUUGCUGGGGGCCCUGCUGGCCGUGGGCUGCCGCGCCAAGGAGUCAGACCUCAAAGUGGAGAAACUGUUCGUGCCCGAUGAGUGCACCGAGAAGUCCAAGACGGGCGACAUGCUCACCAUGCACUACCGUGGCACGCUGGACGACGGCAAGCAGUUCGACUCCAGCCAUGACCGGGACCAGCCAUUCUCGUUCCAGCUGGGCGUUGGGCAGGUGAUCAAGGGCUGGGACCAGGGCCUGGUGGACAUGUGUGUCGGUGAACGCCGCCGCCUCGUUAUCCCGCCUGAGCUGGCGUACGGCGACCGUGGGGCGGGUGCAGUCAUCCCAGGAGGUGCAACACUGACAUUUGAAGUGGAGCUUCUGAGCAUUGGCGAUUCACCACCGCCAGUGAAUGUUUUCAAAGAAAUUGAUGCAGACAAGGACCAGAAUCUUUCAAGGGAUGAAGGGCAGCAGAACAAUGCUGAUGCAGGUCAUGCUGUGAAUAUCUUCAGGGAAAUAGAUGCUGAUAAAGACGACAAUCUUUCAAAAGAUGAGGUCAGUGAAUACCUGAAGAAACAAAUGGUAGCAGCUGAAGAAGGAGGAGACAGUGAAGAAGUGAAACGUAUGCUGGAGGACCAUGACAAACUUGUUGAUGAAAUAUUCCAACACGAAGACAAGGACAAAAAUGGCCUCAUAUCUCAUGAUGAGUUCUCUGGUCCAAAACAUGAUGAACUGUAACACUUUGUGAAUACCAACUGUGUGCAAAUAUGCAUUUACUGAAAAAGACUACUGUGUGUGUGUGUGUGUGUGUGUGUGUCAAACCUUAAAAGUACAUUGAUGUUUAAGAAAGGAAGAUAUUGUGCGUAUGUGUCCUUUCCACAUUACUACUACAGAAAUUUUUCAAUAUUAAAUUAUUGUUCAGUGGUUUAUCAGCACAGACAAUUUUCAAAAAUUAAAUUGAACAUUGUGAGAGGUUUUUUUUAUAUAAAUAUGAGGAUACGUUAAAGAUUUGUGAUGGUUAAUAAAAAUUCUGGAAAAAUAA
Molecule: messenger RNA, 1151 nt
Organism: Schistocerca serialis cubense
Lineage: Eukaryota; Metazoa; Arthropoda; Insecta; Orthoptera; Acrididae
Gene: Fkbp14
Exons: 5
Coding region: 104-847 (247 amino acids)
Molecular function (GO): calcium ion binding; peptidyl-prolyl cis-trans isomerase activity
Source: RefSeq, a predicted model, not a curated record